Messenger RNA from Betta splendens (Siamese fighting fish), 2313 nucleotides. It is a transcript of the gene cdipt, whose product is annotated as CDP-diacylglycerol--inositol 3-phosphatidyltransferase (phosphatidylinositol synthase). Gene Ontology annotation, cellular component: membrane; Golgi apparatus. Bases 144 to 782 code for a protein of 212 amino acids. Gene Ontology annotation, biological process: phosphatidylinositol biosynthetic process. Gene Ontology annotation, molecular function: CDP-diacylglycerol-inositol 3-phosphatidyltransferase activity. The transcript is spliced from 6 exons. The record is from RefSeq and is a predicted model, not a curated record. Lineage: Eukaryota; Metazoa; Chordata; Actinopteri; Anabantiformes; Osphronemidae.
CACUUGCGGAAACUCGUGCAAGAAGGAAGUAAUCGUCCAACCAAAGCCAGUUGUCGUUGAUUGUUUCCUUUCCUAAUAAGAAUUGUUACCUACGUGUAGAGAGACGUCGUGAUUCGGUCACAAAUCUGACUCAGAAUUCAAAGAUGACGCAGGAAAACAUUUUCCUCUUCGUUCCUAAUUUGAUCGGUUAUGCCCGCAUUGUGUUGGCCUUCCUGUCUUUUUACCUGAUGCCCUGCUGCCCAUGGCCGGCGGUCUUCUGCUACCUGCUCAGUGCUCUGCUCGAUGCUUUUGACGGCCACGCUGCACGGGCUCUGAAUCAAUCCACCAAGUUUGGAGCCAUGCUGGACAUGCUGACAGACCGCUGCGCUACCAUGUGUCUGCUGGUGAAUCUGUGUCUCCUCUACCCCUCAUACACCUUUCUGUUCCAGCUUAGUAUGUGUCUGGACAUCGCCAGCCACUGGCUACACCUGCACAGCUCUACAGUUAAGGGCUCAGCCAGUCACAAAGCCAUCGACCUGUCCGGCAACCCAAUCCUUCGAAUCUACUACACAUCAAAGCCGGUGUUGUUUGUGAUGUGUGCUGGGAAUGAGCUGUUCUUUUGCCUGCUCUAUGUCCUUCAUCACAUCCAGGAACCUGCUGCCUGGAUCUACUGGCUGCAGGGCCUCUGUGGAACAAUCUGCCUGCUGAAGUCCGGCAUCAGUGUCCUACACCUUAUCUCUGCCUCGCAGAACAUGGCUGCCCUGGAUGCCAGUGAACGAGAGAAGGCCAUGAAGCGACAGUGACAGGUCAGGGGGACUCGGUCAGCUGAGACCUGAUUGAUGAAUCCACCAUGGUUAUGUUUAUUUUUUUGUAAAGGGAUUUGUGUAAAGGGAGUUUGUGGACCAUUGAGUUGAAGACUGAACAUCACAAAGUAAAGAAAAGAAUGACCAAAACUACCAAGCUUUCCUAUUCCGAAUCGAAGAAGUAGAAAAAUGACCAUUUCCUUUAGUUUAUUUUCUCUGACUCAUUUCACAAACAGUGACACUAUAACAUGGUUCAAAUUGUGAUAGAGCUUAACUUGCAAAGAUGUUGCUUUACUACAAAAACUAUAUCUGAAUAUAAAUGAAUGUAUGCCAGUAAAAUUAGAUUUUACCCAUAUUGCUUAAAGCUGGAUAAAUUUAUGGAGAUGGUUGCUGCUUUUGUGCCUCUUAACAAAUUGAAGACUUCUUCAGUAUGUUUGCCAGAUGUUCCUCGAGCUGAAGAGGAAAAAAUUAGUCUACUUUCUCACCUAAAAUGUAACUAUUUUCAGGUCAUAAAAAGUUAAGAUAGAUGGAACAACCAACUAAUAAAUCAAAAGAAAUUAUGAAAAUAUUUAUUGGGUAAGCGCAAAUCUUAUUGUUUCCAUAGUCUUUAUGGAAGUACAAAAGAGACCCUACACUAUCCAGUUUGUGGCACACAAUUUCACGAUCUGUUGGCUUUAGUAUCAUAAAGUUGUUUACUAUAACUGUCCUAUAGUAAAAAAUACAAUACAAUCACAGUAUGUUUGAGCUCUAGUUUUUUUUUUUUUUUUUUUUACAAAAAAGAUUGACUCAGUGAAGCCUGGUGUAUUGAACUAUUGUUUGUAGUCUUAAAUAUUAUUCAUUAAUGUCUGUUAUCUGGAUCAGAUGCUCUGCAAUCAAAUGGCCCAUUUGAAAAAGGUUUGAUCUGUAAAACAUUUUCAAAAACCUAAUCUUUCCUUAUUCAUAUUUUCCUGUUUGUAUAUGACAAAUAAAUUCAAAUUACAUCCCUGAAACGAUGGCUUAGACCAAUAUAAAUGAAGCAAUGCAGAUGCUUCUUUACUAAGCAAUUGACAGGAAGUAUGUUGAUACAUUCUACUUUUGUGACCUCUUCACAGCCCCUCGUCCUGCUGUUGCCAAUGUUCACAGGCUGAUGUCCCUGUUGAUAUCUUGAUGUCGAUCAGAUGAUACUUAUUUAAAAUUUCUUGAUAUUCUUUAAAGGUGGUAGGAGUGUUUUUUUAUCUACUUAGAAACAGUUAUGAAAGUUGUAAUUCACAUGAGGAGUACCAAGUAUUAAAGUUAAGUCGAUGAACUGUGUGCUGCUAUAUUAGAUGAAAUGUAAAAUGUUUUAUUGCAGAAUGUGUUGAAAUAUAAAUAUUUACUUUGUUUUGGAAGGAACUCAUGUUCUAGAAUGUGAUCUUAAAAAGUACAAUGUUAUAUUUAAACUAUAUGUAAACUGGUAUUUUAGUUAAGAUAGAGAUUAAUAGUGGAUGAAGUGUUCACAUUGUUUGAAUUCACUUUAAAAGUAUCUGCAAAAUAAAUACAAUGAACAAUUGAA